UAGGUUGAGCCUCAAACACGUUCUUACCAGACAGGUCCAGCUGUUGACAGAGAGAGGGGAGCUUAGCUCGUGUUAUUCAGCACUGCUUAUUUUAAAAAUAAGACGCACAAAAUGGCGCUGAUGGGCAUCCAGCUGGUGGUCAGCCUGCUGGUGGGCAGCAUCAUGCAGAGGAUGGCCCCUCACUACUCCUUUGCCCGCUGGCUCCUCUGCAACGGCAGCCUCUAUCGAUUCAAACACCCCUCGGAGGGGGAGCUGUGCGCUCUGGCAGGGAAACAGGUGCCAAGGAACAACAGGCGAGACAGGAGACAUAACGGGGCCGCAGAGAGCAAGCCCCUCACAGUACCCAAAGACAUCGACCUCCACCUGGAAGCUGCUCCUAUCGGCGCGCUGGACGCCCUGGUUCUCCGUUUUUUCCUGGAGUACCAGUGGCUGGUUGACUUUGCCGUUUAUGCUCUGGGCGUCUACCUGUUCACGGAGGGCUACUACUGCCUCGCGGACGCCAGCAAGGAGGUCAAUAUCGGAGCCAUCUGGUGCUUCCUGGCUGUCCUCUUCACUGUGCGGACUCUCUUCACUCUGAUGAGCCACUACUUCCGCUCGGAGGAGGGGGGCGAGCGCUCCGUGUGCCUGGCGUUCGGCUUCCUCUCCCUGCUGGUGGCCAUGCUGGUGCUGGUGGUGCGGGACGAUUACCUGGAGUUCGGUCUGGAGCCCGGCCUCGCCGUUGUGUUUGAUAACCUGGAGGCUUUUCUGAAACAGCAAGGCUGGUAUUGGUCGAUCCCCGUGACCAGGCUGGGCUUGAAGCUGGGCUUGGCAGCUCUCUGCUCCUUCAUCGGUGCUCUGCUCGCCUUCCCUGGCCUCCGACUGGCCCAGACGCAUUUGGAUGCCCUGGACAUGAACUCAGACCGGCCGAUGAUCCAAAUUCUCCUCCAUGCCAGCUUCCUUUCUCCGAUGGUGGUGGUGUUGCUGUGGGUGAAGCCCAUUGCCCGUGACUUCCUGGAGAGCGCCCCCCUGGGGAACAGCACAGUCUCCCUGAUGUCGAGCUCCACGUUCGACUCGGUGCGCCUGUGGACUGUCCUGGCGCUGUGUGCCCUCCGCUUGGCCCUCGCCCGCCACCACCUUCAGGCCUACCUCAACCUGGCACACAAGUGGGUGGAGCAGAUGAAGAGGGAGGCGGGGCGCAUCGCUGCCAUUGACAUCCAGAGGAAGGUGACCCGUGUGUUCUGUUACCUGACUGUGGUCACGCUGCAGUACCUGGGCCCCAUCCUGCUCAUGGCUUUCUCCACCCUGCUGCUGAAAUCGCUGGGUAAGAGCUGCGCCCUGCGCGCCGCCCUCACCCCCGGCUUCUACAGAGGCCUCUUCUCCUUCCUCACCUGGUGGGUGGCGGCCUGUCAGGUGAUCAGCAGCCUGUUCGGGGUUUAUUUCCACCAGUACCUCAUGCACUCCUAGGGGACCGGCUCUGCGGCCCUCCCAGAUCUCUCCCAGGACAGAGGAGCUAGCCGGGCAGCUUUCAUUCUCUCCCGGACAGGAAGGGGUCGGGCUCAUGCAUCCCUCAGAACUGCAGAAGGGCUUCGUUUACAUCCACCCGCUGCCUGUAACUCACCGGCCCUCCCACUUCCUGUGAUGCGUUUCCUGUUUCCUGCUGUCCUGGAAGCUCAGCUCUCGCACCAUGUCGACAAUCGAACCUCCAGAGUUCUGGAGAAGGGAGACGAGCCAGAAACGGACAUUUCUUCGUCUGCGGGCUGAGGAAGGCACAGAAAUGUCUGGGAAUUCUUAGUGUGGUUUUUUUUUCCCCCUUGUUUUGCAUUUUUUCCCCCUGAGGCUUGCAUGAAGUAUAGUGUUGACCCAACCAGGACCUGGCCUCAAUUAUUCGUGCCGGUUUCUGCUCCGCCUCUCCAGGCUUUAAUGAAGUGCCUGAAACUCAGGGAUCUGUAAAUGCUUUGGGGUGUGUUAGGGUACCAAAUGGGUGUUGUUUUUGUUUUCUGUUACUAUGUAUGAAAGCCCACAGCCAGAGAAAAAAAAGAAAAACUUUUAGCAGGUGUGUUAAUUAUAAUUCAGUAUCUAUAAAAGAAAGACAGAAGAAUCCAAUUUCAUUUUGUCUGUUGAGGACUGAGUCCUGUUACAAUGGUCUGUACCUGCAGGAGUGAUUUACUACUCACUGUACUCAUAUUCAGAGUUAAUUUUCUGGAAAAAAAAUCUGAAAUGUGAUUCAUUCUAGUUUAAAAAAAAAAUCCUAAUUGUAAUUUACUAAUACAGGACGUUGAACAAUGAUCAAUCCAAAGAACGGCCAAUCUCCUGAUCCGAUCUUUGAUAGUUUUUCUUGCUGUAGAUGAGAGACAAACGUUUUUAUGUGUGAUUAAGAAAUAAAAAAGCAAGUAUUUAUUAAAAAAAAUGCAUGAAUUAAGUGA
This is a messenger RNA of Lepisosteus oculatus (spotted gar), 2402 nucleotides long. The record is from RefSeq and is a predicted model, not a curated record. NCBI's taxonomy places the organism in Eukaryota, Metazoa, Chordata, Actinopteri, Semionotiformes, Lepisosteidae.